GCAGAACAACUAUCUACUGUAACUACAGGACAGGGGGAUUCAGCUGUCAUUUCAACCCUUCUCACUGUGGAGAGGCGACGCGUCUUGCUUUCACGUCACGAAGUAAAUAGCGGACAGGGCAGCACAAUCAUUCGGGGCAAUGAGGAAAUGGACAUCUGAUUCGUGAUUGACUCGUUGGACAGCUCCGAAUCUCAUUUAAUUGAGUCAGAGAAUACAGAAUCGAGUUUGCCAUGGGCCCGGUUCUCUUCGUGGCUGGAGUGUGUCUGCGUCGUUACCUUCGACCUCGGCCAAGCCAGAGCUGGUGUUCCCCACACCAUGUGAAACUCACUGAGAAGGAGCGAGCGCUGGCCCAUUUCUAUGGCUAUGUCUACUUCAGACAAGUCGAGGACGCCACCGUCAAAAGAGUCUACUUUCAGAAGUCUCUUGUACUGGUGUCCAGACUACUGUAUGCCCACCUCUUUCAGUCCUUGCUGCAGAUCAUAGCUCCAGAGUAUUUUGAGAAGUUGGAACCUCGCCUUGAAGCAGGUUGGGUAAUAUAUAACCUCUUGUCUUAUUUCUAAUUCAUCUCCCAUUAUAGUUAACUAGGGCUCUAAGGUACAGUCUGGACUCUA
Messenger RNA from Oncorhynchus gorbuscha (pink salmon), 611 nucleotides. Its product is annotated as protein DENND6B-like. Gene Ontology annotation, molecular function: guanyl-nucleotide exchange factor activity. The record is from RefSeq and is a predicted model, not a curated record. Gene Ontology annotation, cellular component: recycling endosome. The transcript is spliced from 4 exons. Lineage: Eukaryota; Metazoa; Chordata; Actinopteri; Salmoniformes; Salmonidae. Bases 231 to 560 code for a protein of 109 amino acids.